Maudiozyma barnettii is the source of this 453-nucleotide messenger RNA. It is a transcript of the gene NHP2, whose product is annotated as snoRNA-binding protein NHP2. The coding region runs from base 1 to 453 and encodes 150 amino acids. The record is from RefSeq and is a predicted model, not a curated record. Gene Ontology annotation, molecular function: box H/ACA snoRNA binding. NCBI's taxonomy places the organism in Eukaryota, Fungi, Ascomycota, Saccharomycetes, Saccharomycetales, Saccharomycetaceae. Gene Ontology annotation, biological process: rRNA pseudouridine synthesis; ribosome biogenesis; snRNA pseudouridine synthesis. Gene Ontology annotation, cellular component: nucleolus; box H/ACA snoRNP complex. The transcript has a single exon.
AUGGCUAAGGAAUCCAAAGAAGUUAAGUCCGAGGACAACUAUGAAACCAGAAUGCCAGCUGUUCUGUCAUUUGCUAAACCAUUAGCCUCUAAGAAACUAAAUAAGAAGGUUCUAAAGACUGUUAAGAAAGCCUCCAAGGCCAAGAAUGUCAAGAGAGGUGUUAAGGAAGUUGUUAAGGCUCUAAGAAAGGGUGACAAGGGUCUAGUUAUCAUUGCUGGUGAUAUUUUCCCAGCUGAUGUCAUUUCUCAUAUCCCUGUUUUGUGUGAAGACCAAUCUGUCCCAUAUAUUUUCAUUCCAUCUAAGCAAGAUUUAGGUUCUGCUGGUGCCACCAAGAGACCAACCUCUGUUGUUUUCAUUGUACCAGGUAGUAACAAGAAGAAGGAUGGUAAGGCUAAGGAAGAAGAAUACAAAGAUUCUUUCAACGAAAUAGUAAAGGAGAUUUCUGCUUUUUAA